AUGCAUUCAUCCGACAAUAAACACACACCCAUGACGCCAAAGGCGGCGAGCAUUCCCCAACCACUCAAAAGCUUCAGCACAGGGACAAUUGGCACAGGCGAGUAUGGUGCUCUCACAGGAUUUACUCAGGACCAAUUGCUUGACAAUGAGUUUGGUCCGGUGUCUGCUGUACCGCAAGCAAGACGCAAGAAAGUCAUCAUCGUUGGGGGCGGGAUAAACGGAAUUCAACAGGCUACGGUUCUCCUCAACGAUGGGCAUGUUGGCCUGAAUGAUAUCCAGAUAUUUGACGCCUUGGAUAGUUACGGCGGGGUUUGGCAGAAGAACAAAUACCCCGGUUGCGCUUGCGAUGUACCAGCUAUGAUCUACACUACGUCGUAUAAUAUCAACAAAAAUUGGACCCAUUUCUACGCCCAGAGGGCUGAGAUUGAAGAAUACUACUACAAGUUCGCAGUCCAGUAUGAUCUUCCAAAAUGCACACAGUUCAAGAGCUUCGUCAAAGCGUGUCACUGGGAUGAAAAGCUCAUGUUGUGGCAUGUCGCCGUCGCCAAUAAGUUCACGGGUGAAGUCGAGCAUUGGCUCGCUGAUGUUGUUUGUCAGUGCGUUGGGACUUUUGAUCGACCAAAAUGGGGCACCACCCCCGGUCGAGAGAAUUUCAAAGGAGUUUCCUGGCACACUGCACACUGGCGUGGCGACUAUGACUUGAGGGGCAAGCGUGUGGCCAUGAUCGGCUGCGGUCCAAGUGCGGCCCAAAUCAUCCCAGAAAUCGUCGACAAAACAAGCCACUUGACAGUAUACAUGAGGACACCACCAGUGUGUAUUCCCAGAGGUGAUUAUGCAUAUUCAAGCUUAUUCAAAUGGGCCCUCAAAUGGGUUCCAAAGUUUGCUUGGCUCGUCCGAUUACGCAUGAACUUGCGCAUGAUGAAGAUGGGACGUAAGAUGGCCACCGACGGAGAUCCUGUUAACGAUGCAAUGACGCAGCAGGCGAUUCAAUUUAUGGAAUCUCAGAUCAAAGACCCUGAGCUACGCGAAAAACUACGUCCUAAGUCUAAAUACUAUUGCAAACGACCUCUACACCUUGAUCACUUCUACUCAGCUCUCGCGAAGCCAAAUUGCACUGUACUUCGUGAAGAUUUGGUUCGCUUCACAGAAAACGGAGUUUUAUCUUCAGACUCAAACACCAAGAUUGAAAGCGAGCGUAAAUUCGACGUCAUAAUCUUCGGCACUGGAUUUAAUGUGGCCCAAUUUCUGGAACACGAAGAAGUUCUCGGCCUCGGUGGUCUCGACCUACAGCACAAAUGGAAGGAACAUCCCGAAGCUCUUUAUGGUCUCGCGACCAGCCAAUUCCCUAAUAUGUUCUACUGCUUUGGCCCCAAUUCAGCACAUGUUUGGUCAGCACAGCAAGAUAGCUGGGAGCGACAGGCAAGAUUUGUAUCUAAAGCGGUGAAAGAGAUGGUCCAGCGGGAGAGAAAAGGGAUUAAAUUUGCCAUGCAUCCUAGGAGAGAUGUGGAAUUAGAAUACAACGCACAAGUACAGAGUCGGCAAUCUGGGACUUUUGUUUGGGCUAGAGAUGAUUGUGUGACUUACUACAAAAACGACGAUGGCUGGAACACAUUCACUAUGCCCUGGACUUGGUGGCAGUUCAGGAGGAUGCUGAGAAAGAUCUUUUGGAAUCAAUGGGAAGUAAUCGAGAAGCCAUUGAAGAUUUGUCAGUUUUAA
Exophiala bonariae is the source of this 1716-nucleotide messenger RNA. RefSeq lists its product as uncharacterized. The coding region runs from base 1 to 1716 and encodes 571 amino acids. Lineage: Eukaryota; Fungi; Ascomycota; Eurotiomycetes; Chaetothyriales; Herpotrichiellaceae. The record is from RefSeq and is a predicted model, not a curated record. The transcript has 4 exons. Gene Ontology annotation, molecular function: NADP binding; N,N-dimethylaniline monooxygenase activity; flavin adenine dinucleotide binding.